Solanum stenotomum is the source of this 1073-nucleotide messenger RNA. Its product is annotated as putative receptor like protein 25. Gene Ontology annotation, molecular function: protein binding. The record is from RefSeq and is a predicted model, not a curated record. Bases 132 to 1073 code for a protein of 313 amino acids. NCBI's taxonomy places the organism in Eukaryota, Viridiplantae, Streptophyta, Magnoliopsida, Solanales, Solanaceae. The transcript is spliced from 3 exons.
UCAAACUGCAGUUUGAAAACUUUAGACCUCAGCAAUAAUAACUUAGAAGGAAAAGUUCCAAGAUCCCUGCAAAGAUGUGCAUUACUGGAGGUUUUGGACAUUGGAAACAACAAGAUUAGAGAUACAUUCCCAUGUAUGUUGAAAAAUUACCCAGUUUGCACGUCCUAGUCCUAAGGUCGAACAAGUUUUAUGGAGAUCUCCAGUGUCGUAUAGCUAAUCAAACAUGGCCGAAGCUUCAAAUUGUAGCUAUUGCUUCCAACAAUUUCAGGGGAGCACUGCUACCACAUUACUUCUCGAGCUUGGAAGGCAUGAUGAAGAGCAGAAAUCCAGAGCCACGACUACACUACUUGGAAGUUGAAUUCAUCAACUGUGGCCUCUACUAUCGAAAUAGAGUGACUUUAACUCUCAAAGGUCAGGAGAUGGAGAUUGAGAAUAUUCUUAAAGUUUUUACAUCCAUUGAUUUCUCCUGCAACAACUUUGAAGGAGAGAUACCAGAGGUAUUGGGAGAUCUCAAAUUGCUUUACCUUCUUAACUUAUCGCACAAUGCUUUGACAGGAAGAAUACCAAAGGCCCUCGGAAAGUUGACUCAGCUUGGAUCCUUAGAUCUUUCGGUAAACCAGUUAAGUGGGAGAAUUCCAGACGAGCUCGCGAGUCUCACAUUCCUUUCUUUCUUGAACCUAUCUUUCAAUCAACUUUCCGGUAGGAUUCCAAGUGGCAACCAACUUCAGACAUUCUCAGCAGAAUCCUUUGAAGGGAGCACAGGGCUGUGUGAUUUUCCGCUGAAGAAACUGUGCAGUGACACCAAAAUGCAUGGAUCGUCACAACCCAGAAGCCAUUCUGACGAUGAAACAGUUGAUGGGAAAUAUAUAAGUUUUGCAUUGGGAUCUUCAUUGUGUUUUGGCAUCGUUACCUGGCUGCUUUUGCAUAGCACAAGAUACAAUGAGCUCUUUGACAGACUUCUUUUCAGAAUUUUUGGUGAGCGGGCAGAAAUAGAAACAGAAGGAGGUCAAGCGACCAUGGCAAACGGAUAUCUGAAGUGCCAAAUUCUAAAAGUUGUUCCCAAGCUGACAUGA